Molecule: messenger RNA, 1191 nt
Organism: Westerdykella ornata
Lineage: Eukaryota; Fungi; Ascomycota; Dothideomycetes; Pleosporales; Sporormiaceae
Exons: 2
Coding region: 292-699 (135 amino acids)
Source: RefSeq, a predicted model, not a curated record
CCAGAACUUUGGCGUUCCAGCAUACGGGCCUGACUCGCAUCAUUUCGUCCCAACAGCCACAGUGCCAUACGCGAAUGUGCCGCAAUACCCGAGUGUAUUUGGCUUACGGUUUCGGCAAGAGGGCCACAUCUCCGCCGACCAUGUGAAUCAAUAUGCUGCCUCGAUACAUUCCCAACCGAAUGCAAAUGCGCCUUUCCGGCAUCACCCGAGUACUGAGUGAGAAGACAACGGCAUGUUCGCCUGAGACGAGCCACUGAUCAUGUGCCUAGUGACGAGAAUAGAGAAACAGCUAUGGGCGCCUUGACGCCCAUAGAGACAACACCUAGGAGAACUGCCGGUAGGGGAAUGACUUCACCUUCCCCAUCUUUUCAACUUCGAGAGCCGCCCGGACAACAAGUUGCCUGCCAGUGGUGCGGAAAGAUCCUGACGGGCCCUCAUGCGCCGGGAAACCUCACCCGGCAUCAGAAGAGUAAGGAGUGUGUGUCAGAUCGCCAACGGAAGGAGUACACAUGUUCUGUUGAGGGGUGUGGAAGGAAAUACGCACGGUCCGACGGACUCCGCAAUCACGAGCGGAAAGUGCACAACGCCCCAGGACCAGCACGGCGGAACGUACCCGAGAGUCCUUUCAGAACUGACAGCAACUCCGGCUAUGUGGGACACAGAUUGGACGAUCAUCCCCCAGGCUGGCCUGACUUAUGAACCCAUGGCGGCCGGCACCUAGGUUGCAUGUUCCUCUCGCGAUCGCGAUCCCGUCCGUGUCCACUUUCGGCCUGGGGCCACUGCAACAGUGUACAUUCAUCUCAGGAAGAGCAGUUAGAAAGGAUAAUAAGUCCCAUUGUUUGCGUCUGUUCGGUAUGGGCGUCAAUGGACGCGGUCUUGGCAGGCAUUCGAGGGAAGCGUAGUGGGACUGGUAAGAGAAGAGCGGCCAGUCGUUGCAGCUGUUGCAUUAAGAUGUGAGGUUUUUGGCGUUGGGUUCUUUAUUGACAUCAGUUUCUUCUGCUUCCUUCACAAUGGCAUUUCCUCACCUCCAGCCUGAUGUGCUUGUGUCUGCGCCUCGCUCCUCGCCUUCUCCAACAUGGGAUUAGAAAGGAUAUGAGAUCAUUAGCUGCCGCAGCCGACCGUCACGAUGCGAGGACGUGCAAGAGACGUUAGUGUAAAGAGGAGAGGCAUUGUGGUUAUGGAAAGAAGGUG